AAGCAAUCUCGUACAAGGUUAUUGGUAAAUUUCCAUUUGUGGGAAACGACGCCGUCUACGGAGGAACAGUACAAGACUACAGGUAAUUUGAAAGUCGAUCAGAAUCGAACGCAAACGGGUCAACGUGUGAAAAACAACAAAAAAACAUUGGUGAGGGAAGGACGACACAACAAUGGCGCUUCCCAUUCGUCUUUCCGUACUCUCUAAAACCCCCAAAAUCCCUCUUCCCAAAAACCCAGUCCUGAGUAGUCUAAACACCAUUUCACCCAAAACCCACCUCAAAUUCAAUCCUUUCUCUGGGUAUUCAACGCUCACUCUCUUCGUCUCCAGCUCCACCAGUCUUCGAAACCAUUCGAGAUCUCAUCGUUCAAACCGUAACAGCGCAAUCAGAUGCCUUUUUACGGGAAUCGUCGAAGAAAUGGGCCAAGUCAAGCAACUUGGUAUCGCCGAACACGGCGGAUUCGACAUGAGAAUUGGCGCCCAGACGGUACUCGAGGGAGUCAACCUUGGUGACAGCAUUGCCGUGAACGGGACUUGCCUCACGGUCACCCAAUUCGACACCCAAUUGUCUGAAUUCACCGUCGGUUUAGCGCCCGAGACGCUUCGGAAGACGUCGCUGGCCGAGCUCUCGACCGGUUCGCUGGUCAAUCUGGAGAGAGCGGUUCAGCCCACGAGCCGAAUGGGAGGGCAUUUCGUUCAGGGGCACGUGGACGGCACAGGGGAGAUCAUGGCUAUGGACCCUGAGGGGGAUUCCUUGUGGAUCAAGGUAAAGGCGUCCAAGGAGAUUUUGAAGUAUGUGGUGCCAAAAGGGUUUAUAACUGUGGAUGGGACUAGUUUGACUGUGGUGGACGUGUUUGAUGAUGAGAGUUGUUUCAAUUUCAUGAUGGUUUCAUACACUCAACAAAAGGUGGUGAUUUCUCUCAAGAAAGUAGGGCAGAAGGUGAAUCUGGAGGUGGACAUACUUGGCAAGUACGUGGAGAGGCUUCUCAGUAGUGGAUUUCUAGACUCCAUUAAAUCUUCAUAAGGCAAGUGGUAUUCUAGAAUUAUGAUUUUUUUUUUGUAUGAGUCCAUUUUUGGAUGUGUUGUUGUAGUUUCCUACUUGUCUAAAAUUUCAAAUAAGAAGCAAAAAAAGAAUGAAUAUUCAUUUGGUUAUUAUUUUUGUUAAUUUUUUCUAACAUGGAAGAACAGAGUUGAUAGAGCA
This is a messenger RNA of Humulus lupulus (European hop), 1201 nucleotides long. RefSeq names its product riboflavin synthase. Gene Ontology annotation, molecular function: riboflavin synthase activity. The record is from RefSeq and is a predicted model, not a curated record. Gene Ontology annotation, biological process: riboflavin biosynthetic process. The coding region runs from base 173 to 1024 and encodes 283 amino acids. NCBI's taxonomy places the organism in Eukaryota, Viridiplantae, Streptophyta, Magnoliopsida, Rosales, Cannabaceae. The transcript has a single exon.